Messenger RNA from Nezara viridula (southern green stink bug), 2048 nucleotides. The record is from the annotation of a GenBank genome assembly. Lineage: Eukaryota; Metazoa; Arthropoda; Insecta; Hemiptera; Pentatomidae.
GUCUCAUCUGAGUAUCGUGAAUGUGCUUAUUCCACCGGCCUGCGAUAAAGAAGAGGGAUGGAUUUAUUAACAUUUUUCGGGGCUGUGCUGACAGCAGCGAUCGCCGGAUAUGGUGCCUUUUGGUACUCGAGAAGACGGCUCUACGAAUUGGCGGCCAAGAUCCCUGGACCUACCAGCCUCCCUCUUCUGGGCACUUUAUCGGAGUUCUCGGGUGGCGCUCACAUGGUGUUCGAGAACAUGGUGAAGAAGUGUCACGAAUACGGAGAUGUAAUAAAAUUCUGGAUUGGCCCUCGCUUAUUAGUUUUUCUAGCAGAUCCUGCAGACAUUGAACUCAUUUUAAGCAGCCAUGUUCACAUUGACAAAGCACCGGAAUACCAAUUCUUCCAACCAUGGCUUGGUGACGGUCUCCUUAUCAGCACAGGAAACAAAUGGAGAAACCACCGAAAACUUAUAGCUCCAACAUUUCAUUUGAAUAUUUUGAAAUCCUUUAUACCGCUCUUCAAUAGCAACAGCAGGGGAGUUGCAACGAAGUUGAAGAAGGAAGUGGGUAAAGAAUUCGACUGCCACGACUAUAUGAGUGAAGCAACUGUGGAAAUUUUAUUAGAAACAGCCAUGGGUGUGAACAAAAAGACUCAAGAAAGUGGUUAUGAAUAUGCAAUGGCUGUGAUGAAGAUGUGCGAUAUCCUCCAUCUCCGUCAAACGAAAUUAUGGUUGAGGCCAAACAUAAUUUUCUAUUUAACGUCUCUGGGGAAAUUACAAGAUAAGCUCCUUAAUAUUAUUCACAGCUUGACAAAAAAGGUUUUGAAAAUUCGGAUGGAGGAGUACAAGAAUAACGGAAGCAAACUGCCUGGAAACGUGACCUUCGUAACAGGCGACGAUGGCAAGAUUCAAGUUGAAGGCGAUUUUUCGUUUGGACACUCUAAAGGGAUAAAAGAUGAUUUGGAUGAGGACAUAGGAGAAAAAAAGAGGUUAGCGUUUCUAGACCUUUUGAUUGAUGCUUCUCAAGGUGGUAAGUUAACGGACGAGGAAAUUCAGAACCAAGUAGACACGAUAAUGUUUGAGGGACACGAUACCACGGCUGCAGCAAGCAGCUUUUUCCUUUGUGAGAUGGCAGCACGUCCAGACAUUCAGGAAAAAUGUAUAGAAGAGUUAAAUAAAAUCUUCGGCGACUCGGACAGGCCUGUUACAUUCGAAGACACCCUCGAGAUGAAAUACAUCGAGCGAUGCCUGAUGGAAACACUUCGCAUGUAUCCACCUGUGCCAGUGAUUGCAAGGGAGCUGCAGCAUGAACUUAAAUUAGCAUCCCGGGACUUGGUAAUUCCAGCCAAGUGUACAGUAAUAGUGGCCACAUUCAAACUUCACAGGAAGGAGAACAUAUAUCCAAAUCCAAACGUUUUCGAUCCUGAUAACUUCCUCCCAGAGAGAUCUGCCUCCAGGCACUAUUAUUCCUACGUCCCCUUCUCUGCUGGACCCAGAAGUUGUGUGGGAAGAAAAUAUGCUAUGCUGAAACUAAAAGUUCUAAUAGCCACCAUCUUAAGAAAGUACAAGGUUCUACCUGGCAAGAAGGAAGCAGAUUGGAAAUUGCAAGGCGAUAUUAUUCUCAAGAGAACGGAUGGAUUUGGAAUUCGCGUGGAACCUAGAACGAGCUCAGUAUAAAUGCAAAAGAAAAUCUUUCACUGCUCAAAAUAAUAAUAAUAUUAACUACAUUAGUAAUUAAUUAUUCAAUGUAAAGGAUUCUACUCAAAUUUGAAAAGAUUUAUUAAAACAUUGAUUUUUUUUUUGUUCACGUUAUUAAUCACUAAAGUGAGACCAACAGGACUCUUUAUUUGUUCAAUUGUGUUGUUAUUAAUGAUACUCUUUUGUUGUUGUUUUUUAUGGGAUUAUGUAUUUCAACUUAUAAAAUUAAAUGUUCGCAUCUUGUGUAGGGUUGUAAGAAAACUGAUCUAUUUAUAUAUUAUUUAUUUACCCAAUUGAAAUAUGAUAUUGUGUGUGGAUUUUAUUGAUUGUUUAAUGGGAAAUAUUUAAAAAUAUACAUCUAUUUCCUUUUA